CAGUCACAGCAGCAGGCCUUGCUGGUCCUUGGUCCAGCCUGCUGUCCUCGGGGCCCCGUUCAGCUGGGAGCCGCAGGCCCGCUGGCCCUGGUCUCGCGGAUGGGGACGGCUGGCCUCAAGUGCUUCCUGAUGUGGUCCAGGCCUCACCUGGGCUUCCCUGAGGAGGAGCCUCGGGGGAGAGUGGCUGCAGCCUUCCCCAGGGGUCAGGGGCUCCGCAGCCAGGGCUCCAUGUCUGGACCUCGUGUAGGCUUCACAGGGGCAGGUGGACGUUUUUGGCAGUUGGGCGUCUUUCAUCCUUUGCACGUCUGGAACCCCCCCUUACCAGAGUGGAGGGACCCCAUCUGUACUGGGGAGGGAGAGCAGGCUGGCCUGUGGGAGGUGCUGCUGUACGGGCCCCGGGGCUGUCGCAAGGUGUGGGCGGCUGGUCACCACCCCCUCUUCCCAUCUGUAGGGGCCGAGGAUCCCCUGGAGACCAGCCUGAGAGCCCACGGGGGCCGUGGCGCCAAGCAUGCACCGGAGAAGCGGCCUGUGCCCAUUCGGAGGAAAAGGAGCAUCGAGGAAGCCAUCCCCGCAGUCUGCAAGACCAGGACGGUCAUUUACGAGAUACCUCGGAGCCAGGUGGACCCCACGUCUGCCAACUUCCUGAUCUGGCCCCCGUGCGUGGAGGUGAAGCGCUGCACUGGCUGCUGCAACACCAGCAGCGUCAAGUGCCAGCCCUCCCGCAUCCACCACCGGAGUGUGAAGGUGGCCAAGGUGGAAUACGUCAGGAAGAAGCCAAAGUUAAAAGAGGUCCAGGUGCGGCUGGAGGAGCACUUGGAGUGCACGUGCACGACCGCCAGCCCGACCCCGGGCCACCGAGAAGAGGAGGCAGGAAGGCGUAGGGAGUCAGGUAAAAAACGGAAAAGAAAAAGGUUAAAACCCACCUAAUGCGGCCAACCAGAUGUGAGGUGAGGAUACGCCAGCAGCCCUCUCCCGGGACACGGAUGUACAUGAUGUGUUACAUUCCUGAACCUGCCAUGUACGGUGCUUAUCGCCAGCGCGGUCUUUGUUCUCCUCCGUGAAAACUGUCUCCAUGCACACCCUGGAGAACAAAGAGACAGUAUACGUUGUUUAUGUGACAUCAAAGCAAGUAUUGUAGCACUCGGUGAAACAAUAAGAAGCUUCCUUGUCAAAAAAAAAAAAGAGAGAGCGAGCGAGCAAACAAAACCACGAAACGCGACAAACAAAACUGACUCACAAAAAUAUCUAAACCGUUGCCGGAUCGGAGGGACGCCAUGGGGUGGAAGCGACAGGCGUCUCGGCAGACUGGAUCUCUGUCCAGGUGGUCACAGGUGCUCUUGCCAAGGACACGGAGCCUGCUUCCCGAAGACUGCAGUCGGAUGCUGACAGGCUCUGCGGGGACGCAGGAGCCGGGAGCAUCUCGGGAGCCGCACCCCCUUGCUGUAGUGUUUCAGUCUAUACAGAAACCUUCUGAGAGCCUUAAGUGGAUUUUUUUUUACACCAUAAAGUGAUUAUUAAGCUUUCCUUUUUACUCUUUGCCUAGCUUUUUUUUUUUAAUUAUCUCUUGGAUGACAUUUACACCGAUAACACCAGGCUGCUGUUAACAGUCAGGACAGUGGAACGGUAUCUUUCCUAGCAGGAUGCAAACGAAUGAGAUGUAUUAAAAUAAACAUGGUAUACCCACCUAUGCAUCAUUUCCUAAAUGUUUCUGGCUUUCCGUGUUUCUUCCUUGCCCCAUUUAAUUCACUUCUUAAUUUAAGCCCUUUCGAGACUGUGCGUGAGCCAAUCACCAUCCCCGAGUGUCCUGUCCCCAGAGUCCCCCCGCUUGCCACGGUGUGGGCCUCGGGACGUGGCUUCCCAAGUGGCUGCAAGGGGGGCUCCCUGCUGCUGCCAGGGUUUGGACAGAACGUAAACUCUUUAUUUUUGGUAAGAUGUUACGCUUAACCUGUAUUCAACAGAAACCGUGUGUGUGUGUGUUGCUUUUGUUUUUGUUUCUUUGUAAAGGUGAACUUUGUAUUUUUGUCUAAUAUUACCAGUUUUAUAUACUUGA
Messenger RNA from Vicugna pacos (alpaca), 2050 nucleotides. Lineage: Eukaryota; Metazoa; Chordata; Mammalia; Artiodactyla; Camelidae. The record is from RefSeq and is a predicted model, not a curated record.